GUUUAUAAGAAUAUUUACCUGUUGAAUACUGCCUCAAGCUUACUAAAAUUUCAGUAUAGGAUACUUCAUUAAAGUGCUUUCAAACUUAAUGUCAGCUGGAAUAGAGUUUUAAAAAUGGAAAUAUUUCUAAUGGAGUAAUGGCUUCGGCAGCAGAAGAUUUUGAAACUUCAGAAUUAGAUUCAAUUAUAAAUGUAAUAGGCUUAACUCCAUCUGAUCCUCUGGACACAUUUGCAGAAAUGUGGUAUCAAGUAUUUUUAUGGGCUUUGUUUUCAUCACUAUUUGUACAUCUUAUUGCAGCAGGCAUAGCAUUUGGAACAUUAAGAAAACAUAAAUUAGGUCGUUUCAUGCCUCUUCUUAUUGUAAUAUUUGGAGUUGUUGCACCUUUAACAGGCGGUGUUGUUACAAGUAAGAAUUUUAACUAUUGCAAUAGUGGUGUGUGUGUGUAUUAUAUAUAUAUAUAUAAUCAUAUAAAUAGUUAUAAAAAAAUCAUAUGUCCUAGUGACUAGAUGU
Molecule: messenger RNA, 510 nt
Organism: Centruroides sculpturatus (bark scorpion)
Lineage: Eukaryota; Metazoa; Arthropoda; Arachnida; Scorpiones; Buthidae
Product: transmembrane protein 170A-like
Exons: 3
Coding region: 138-506 (122 amino acids)
Source: RefSeq, a predicted model, not a curated record